AUGCAUGAAAAUGAAUCAAAAUUAAGUGAGGUUAAUGCUCCUCCUUUAUUUAUUUGUUUUGAUGUUGUGAAUAAAUUAACAAUAUCACUCUAAUCGGUACAUUAUAUUGUAAAUGUCUAACCUGGUUUUGCAAUUGUUGAAAUAUAAUAGAAUUAUAACACAUAGCAUUAUGAAGUUCCAAUUGAAUUAGAAUAUAUGUUUACUAUCUAAAAGGAUUCAGUUGUUAGUAAGAUGGUAGCAGAAUUAGGUGAUAUAAAAGUCUUUGGCAUUGUAAAAGAAUUGGAGGAAGCAAAAAAAGAAUAUCAAUAAGGCAUAUAAGCUGGAAAAACUAUGAUUUUAGGUGAAUAGGAUAAAUAAAUAACUGAUUUAAAAAAAGUAAAGAUUGGUUGUUUAGCUCCUGGAAAAUCUUUAAAAAUAACUUUUGAAUAUAUUCAGCCUUUAAAAGUGUAUUUAAAUUAAUUUUGGAUGCUUUAAUUAUCACCAAUGGUAGAUUCAAGUUAUCUUACAGUAUAUUAGUUAAAAAACUAAUCAGUCAAUUAUCCUUAAUUAUAUAAUUAAAUAUAAAAAAGUGUGAAUUUUCAAAGNAAAAAAAGUAAAGAUUGGUUGUUUAGCUCCUGGAAAAUCUUUAAAAAUAACUUUUGAAUAUAUUCAGCCUUUAAAAGUUUAUUUAAAUUAAUUUUGGAUGCUUGAAUUAUCGCCAAUGGUAGAUUCAAGUUAUCUUACAGUCUAUUAGUUAAAAAACUAAUCAGUCAACUAUCCUUAAUUAUAUAAUUAAAUAUAAAAAAGUUUGAAUUUUCAAGGUCUCUAAUAAAACUAUUAAUAAGAUAUCACAAUAAAUAUUAAUUUAUAGAAACCUAUAACAUUUGUAAAGUCUCCAACCCAUUAAAUUUUAAUUAAUAAUGAUGAUAAUUAAUUUGUCAAAGAAAACUUUACAAAAAAUUAAAUAAUCAUUCUUGAUAAAAAAUAUCCAAAUAACUUUCUCCCAAAUAAAAAAUUUGAGCUGUUAUUUUCAUCUGAUGAUGUCAAUUCACCUCAUUCUUUUCUUACUCAUACUAAUAAUGAUGCCUUAUAACAUAUUAAAUAUUGUGCUACCUUAACAUUAAUACCAAAAUUUAAUGAAGUACCUUUGGAUGAUGCUUAUUCAUCAUACAUAAAUGGGUUAAAUUUAUCUUCAGAAACAAAAAUAAAUAGAGGAAAUUAUUAUUUUUUUAUUGAUAGAAGUGGUUCGAUGGGAGGGUAAAGAAUAUAGAAAGCAAAGCAAUCAUUAAUUUUAUUCUUAAAAAGUUAACCAAAAAAUAGUUUAUUUAAUGUUAUAUCUUUUGGAAGUUAACCGAAAAGAAUGUUUGAAAACUCUUAAGUUUAUAAUUAGAAAUCUUUAAAUUAAGUAAUUUCUUAAGUAAAUUCUAUGGAAGCAGAUUUAGGAGGACCUGAUGUUUUUUCAGCAUUGAAGAAUGGCAAAGAUAGUAAAAGUCAUUUAGAAACUUAUAAUGCUUUUUUGUUGACUGAUGGACAAAUUAUUCCUGAUCCAGAAUCAAUCACUGCUAUUAAAAAAAUGAAGAAUUAGUUAUAUAAAUAUUAUUUCCAACUCCCAUCUAAGAUUCACUAGACUUUCAGAUUAAAUGUUUUGACCCUUAGAAAUAAACAAAAAUAUCUUACAAAUUCAAAUUGA
This is a messenger RNA of Paramecium pentaurelia, 1669 nucleotides long. The record is from the annotation of a GenBank genome assembly. NCBI's taxonomy places the organism in Eukaryota, Ciliophora, Oligohymenophorea, Peniculida, Parameciidae.